CACAUCCGUUACAUUAGCAUCCCUUUUGAUUUUAGCUAAUAAUUCGACGAUGAGCCGUAAGUACACAAGAGCUUUUAGCGACAAAAGAGCCGGUUCAGCUCAUUAAGAACAAACACGAGAGGCACCACGGGUCCACCGCUCGCUUUUAGCAUCGGCCAACAGCUGGAAGAUGGAGUAUCUUCUCACCGUCAUGACGACGCUCUCUGGAUGAGAGGGGGGACAUAAGACACAGCAUCAAACAGCUCCUUAGUGUAGCCAGGAAUGCAGUAGUGCCACUUGCAGACUGCAGUGUCAAGAGAGCCCUAAAAAGGGAAGGAGUCUCACUCUGAUUCCUGGCAGCUUGUGGAGCAGCGGAGGCUAAAUUAGGCCUGGUUUCAUUGACUACCAAUCCCCCGACUCCUUGCAGCCCCGCAGCCCAGAGGAGGGGAGGCCGUCUGGUGCUCAGGGCCUCUGAUGCUUCCUCAGAGCGUCUGCAGACACUGCCGGGUCGGAGACAGGUGCUGAGUGCUGCUGAGUGUUGCUGUGUGUGUGGGCUCCAGGGGCCUGCUUCAACAUUCCAGCGAUAGUUUGAUAGACACAGUCCUUGGGGGAGGAAGAGGAGGAGGCCAAAUGCCCGCGCCAACCUCGCAGAAGAAGAACCUAGGGGAGGAAGUGCCUUCCCUGAUGUCUGCUGCAGCUUUGACCUGCUUCUACAGCUGAAGCUCCACCCUCCCCCCGCCCCCCGCCUCGCUCGCUUGCUGCCACAGUAACACGAGUAUAAGGACAGCGACCACACCCUCCUCGUGGCCCACGCACCAACCUGCUCGUCCAUCAACACCAUCCACUCCUCGCGGCCUCAGCUCUCCUCAACAGACGCUGCCAACUGCUCUCAACUAGCUGACCAGCCUUACCACAGCAGCCCUACACACCACCAGGCCCACGCAGCAUCUCACCCACCUUGCCUUCAACGUUCGCCUUCAACCCUCUAAGCCUCCACUUGGUCUCCAGUGUCCUUAACCUUCCUGUAGUGGGCUACACACAGACUAUCACCUUCGUUGCCUGCUUCACUGCACCUAACCAGAGGGCUCUCGGUUCGGCCUGUUCAUCUUUUGCCUUCUUGGCUUCUGAAUGUGGUAGAUGAGACCCGCUUGGCAAGCAACAGUGAGAGAGCAAAGUUGAGCCAAGUGCGGUAACUUAACUGUUAGGCUGAGCCAUUUCCUGGAUAUAUAAAAUCUGUGGAAAAUUAUCCAAUAACAUUCACAGCCAAACAUCGUCCUGCAACAUUUCACUUUGGGAAGAGGAGCCCUCUCAAUCAAUAGGAACUUUAUUUUGAAUGUUCCAUUUCAACUUUAUGCACACAUAUCACAGACUUUAACAGUGAAUAAACAUAAAUAAUAAGACCUUAAAGUUGUGGAUUAAAACACUAGAGGUACUUUACUUGCGCCCGAACCGAUUGCAGCUCGGAAUACUUUUUGCCAAACUGUUGCCAUGGCGUUGAACAUGGCACACAUCCGCGACACAAAGUGGCUGACACUGGAGGUGUGCAGGGAGUUCCAGAGGGGCACGUGCUCGCGCUCCGACCAGGAGUGCAAGUUUGCCCAUCCGGCCAAGAGCUGUCAGGUGGACAACGGACGGGUCAUCGCAUGCUUCGACUCUCUCAAGGGUCGUUGUUCCAGGGAGAACUGCAAGUAUCUGCACCCUCCUCCCCACCUAAAGACCCAGCUUGAGAUCAAUGGCAGGAACAACCUGAUCCAGCAGAAGAACAUGGCCAUGCUGGCCCAGCAGAUGCAGCUCGCCAAUGCCAUGAUUCCUGGCACGCAGCUACCACCUAUGGUGAGAGGACACACACGUAUGAACAUACCACAGCUGAUGCCCAUGCCCAUGUUCUCGGUGUCGCCAGGCCUGGCUACCAAUGCCAGCGCAGCAGCAGCAGCAGCCGCGGCCUUUAACCCCUACCUGAGCCCAGUGUCCCCGGGUCUGAUGCCCCAAGAGAUCAUGCCCAGCACCCCUGUCCUCAUGGCCUCCAGCCCCAACGUCAGCCAAGUCCCCAACGCCGCCGCUGCUGCAGCCCAGAAGCUGCUGAGAACGGACAGACUUGAGGUGUGUCGGGAAUAUCAGAGAGGCAACUGUUCUCGGGGGGAGAACGACUGCCGCUUCGCCCACCCCGCAGACAGCACCAUGAUCGACACCAACGACAACACCGUCACCGUGUGCAUGGACUACAUCAAGGGCCGCUGCUCCCGGGAAAAGUGCAAGUACUUCCACCCGCCGGCCCACCUGCAGGCCAAAAUCAAGGCUGCCCAGCACCAGGUGAACCAGGCCACAGCCGCCGCGGCCAUGACUCAGUCGGCUGUCAAAUCACUGAAGCGACCCCUCGACGCAACCUUUGACCUGGGCAUCGCCCCUAAUGUCAUGGCUCCCCUGCCCAAGCGGGCAGCCCUGGAGAAGGCCAACGGGGCCUCUGCCAUGUUUAACACCGGCAUGCUCCAGUACCAACAGGCCCUGGCCAGCAUGCAGUUUCAGCAGCAGGCUGCUUUCCUCCCAUCAGGCUCAAUAUUGUGCAUGACACCUGCAGCCAGCGUUGUUCCCAUGAUGCACGGUGGUACUCCGGCCACUGUGUCUGCAGCCACCACAUCUGCCACAAGCCCCUUCGCAACUGCCUCCACCAAUCAGGACUCUUCCUUAUCAAAGUUGACUACCAACGAAUACAUGCAAUUGAUUCCAAUAAUAUCUGCAGAUCAUCUGAGUAGUCACAAGUACUUGACUCAAAUGUAGUUCCUCUCGAGAACAAUCAAAUGAAUGUGUGCUGGCACCGUCCAAGCCAAAAGAGUUCAGCCUUUAUGUACAUAACCUUCAGAAUGUCAAGCAAUGGGACAAGGAGGGUCUGCCAUCUCUCAGCCGGUCCACGACGAUGGGUCUCAUCACAUGACUAAACAUCAAGGGUGCAACACAUGAUCUGUGCCAUCUUCCCACAUAUCAACAUCAAGGAGAAUUUGUUGUCAAGUUCGACGUCCAGCUGUGGAGAAGAGGACAUCUUGGUGCCGGGGUCAGUGUGUCUCUCUCCCUCCGCGGGGAGGGGAGGGAACCUUCACAUCACACCUCUGUGUCUGACUUAAAAAAACAAAAUCAUCGCACUCAAUUUGUUCUAAUUAUUAUCAUUACUGCACGCACACAUGGUCAGGAGCGUGGUUGCAAUAAGCAACAUCCAGUGCUGGUACGUUAGUAGACCAAGAUCUUUCUUUCCUUUUUUAUUAAUUUGUUCUGCUUUAUUAUUAUUUUAUUUUUUUUAAUUGAUAGCCAUAUUUCAUAGUUUACAAGUGAAAUGCAAACAUGCACCUUGAAUUUGAAUUGAAAUCUGAAAGGCACAAUGAUUUUAACAGGAAUUUUAUUCGCCAAAAGAAUUAGGCAUGUACAGUAUUGUGUUUUUAACGGCUACUAGUGAAACUAGAUGUUGAAAUGAGGGUCUUGGACAUAUGAAUGUUCUGGGUAAACCAACAUACCUGUGUACCUUGAAAGCACAGCCAGGCUAGCUUUUUUCUCACCUUGUCAUGUGCCAUCAAGGCCAUACAGCUAAAACCAGAGUGUUAUCUCAGCAGUGUUAUUUGUUUACCGAAGGUAAAAGUUUUGUAUGGCUCUUUUUGUAUCGUUUGUUUUCAGAAUCUCCAUUGUGAGUGUUUUUUGUUUGGUUGGUUUUUUUUAACAUUUUUUUUUCCUUUCUCUAAUUAAUCAGUUUUAGAAGUGGGUUUCUCACCAUUUUUUUCUGUUAAUUCUGAUGUUUUUUUUCUUUCAAAAAUCAAAAAUGGAGGGUUUUUUUUCUAAAGUUUGUCGUACCUCUUUUCAUAGACUAGUUGUUUUUUUUUGUUUGUUUGUUUGUUGGGAUAAUGUUGUCGCUCAAGUCCCUUGACUCUAAAGCCUGGUGAAGUGGAGGGUGUAGCUUCAAUUGACAUUGUGUUACCUUGCUCUCCAUCUUUUAAAGAGGAGCGACUCUAAAACUGUGUCUCCAAGAAGAAGCACUGUUGAGCCAUGUGUUGAUGGGAAUUUUAAACAAAAAAAACAAAAAACAAAAAACAACAACAGACCCUGAAGGUCUAUUAGGUCAUUUUAAACCACAUGUGCACUUGAAUGAUUGUUCGUCCGGUCACCGUGUUUUUAAUUUCAAAAAAACUCAUCUUAGGUGAACUUUCACUUUUGAGGAAAGGCAACGCGUCAAACGCGUGUUUGUGUUUCCGCGCAAAACAUGAAGGUCUUCACUCAUUUGUAGAUGUGACUACAGAAACCAAAGCACAGUUUUUUCCUCUCAAUCACAUUCACGAAGGGGGGGUUACAGAAGUCAUCUCUCAAGAGGCUCAUGCGAUUAAGGAAUUAUCACCUCUCGUUCAUCGGUCCGUUUCAUGAUCACGUCCCUCUUUUCUGUUCUUCACAGAUGCGUGUAGUGUGUCUUUACCGAUUGUAAUGUACCUAACAAAGCCUUAGAUUACAAUUAAUGGGUCUCGGCCCAAUCAAAUGUACUUCAAUCACCAUGCAGGUAAAGAACACCAAUGAUGUUUUAUUGUUCUCUCACAUGCCGCUUAUGAUCUCUCUCUCUUUUUUUUUGUUCUCUCUCUCUAUGUAGAAGUAACAAUUACUCUCUUAAAUUUCAUUGAACUUAUGUGUUAUGUACUACUUAAGGAUUUGAAUCUAUUUGAGGUAUGUAGUUGUAGAUUUUUCUUUUUUUUGCCUUACUAUAUAUUACUUGACAACAUUGAUAUAGCCGUUGUAGAUUUUUGAGGUAGUAUGACAUUCAUAACUUUUUCAAACUAUAUAAAUGAUAAUGUGUUGAGUCAGUUUUAAAUAUUCACUUCAUUCAUAUAGCUGGAUGUCUUUUUUUUUCAUUUGAUGUUACAUUAUCAGUUAAUUCUGUCGAUGAAAGACUUUUUGUGAUACAAGGAACGAGAUCAAUUAAAUCUCCGAGUAGACAAAGAAAAAAAAAACUAACGUUUUAACCGACUUAAAAUUUUCCUUGUAACAUGUAAAGAUCAUGUUUGAAAAUAUAUUAUAUUGAAAUAUAGAUCCAUGUUUUAGAGUAAAAAUUAUUUUCUACUGUAUCCAUUUCAAAAGAAGAUAUGUACUUUUUGUUUGAAUAUUUCUUAAGUUUGCCCUGAAUGUCAGGCCAAAACGAGCAGUGAGAUAGACGGGUGUCUGGAUGUUUUUUUUUUUUCGGAGAGGACAGUGAGAUUAGGAGGCGAGGAAAUAAAGCGAAGGGCUUUUUUCCCGCACCGGAGAAGUCUGAAAUGCUGCAGAUGAUGAGUUCGAACCUAAGGGACGAAGGUUGACUUUUUGCACUUCUGUAUAUAGUCAAAUGAACAGAGAAAAAAAAUGUGUAUCAUAUUGAGAUAUUAUUUUGAAUAAAAAAAGAUCUAUAAUUAUAAGGAAUUUUGCUAGAUUAAUUUAAAUUCUUAAAAUUAGAAGACCAGCUAAAAAGAAAAAAAAAUUGCUUGCAAAAGAAGGGCACUAGUUUCUUGGCCAAUGCAUUCAGAGAAAGCUAUGCGCUUUUUGUCUUAUUUUAUCAGUGGCUAGUAUCGCCAGGGAAUGUUGUAGGGGAAUACAUAUCCCCACGUCAUGCUAACUCCACCUCCUCCUCCUGUAGGAUGACAUCUCCGAUAAUGUCCAUAUAUCAUUUGUUGGACUUGGUCACACAGUAUUGCUGCUCCCAUGGUACAGUCGACACAUAAAAACCUAUCGAAAAGAUUUAUAUUCUAUUAUAGUUUGAUUUGACUGCAUGUAAAAGUACAAACAUGUAAACAAAAAGAAACUGCGUAGUUAUGUAAAGAACGAUAACACACUCAGAUUUACAGAAUACACAAUAAUAUGUUCUUCUUUUCUUUUCAAAUUUAUACGUACAGUAGAUAACAUCCACAGUGGGGAGAAAUAAUACUUCAGAAACAAGUCAUCUUACUCUUGUGUGAUACAAUAUUUUCCGAUGCAAACAUAUUAUUUAAAGAAUGGUAAAAAAAAAAAAAAAACAGAAAAACAACAAAAAAUAUUAGCACUCAUCCACCCCAGAUACUUUUCUCAUAGCCAUAUAAUAAUGACAGUGGACACUGACUCACAGGGAAGCUGUUCCUGCUAUCAUAGCUGUGCACUCAGCAGGUGAAGGCUCACCAAAUGCGUAUUUGGCAAAUUAAGUCUCUGAAAUGAAUGUAACAGUCGCCGGUCAACGUGUUUUCUGACCUCCAGGCUGCUGUGUAGUCGCUACAGAACCAAAGCACCAUUUUUUUCUCCAAAACCGCACGUUCAGCCUCAGCGGCUGCAACCGAGGUUCCUCUCUUCCCUGCUGAGGGCACAUGUACACUUUGACUGCUUUUUACUUGUAAGUGCAACCACCGAUUACGUAUUUGCUAACAGUUGCCACACGAUAAUGUACUAUUCUGUCUUCAGAUUUGUUUAUGCACAUUUUAUUGUUGCCAUAAUUGACUCUUGCUGUAUGGAUGAAAAAAAUCUGAAUAAAACAAUAUUUGAUUUGCUCAUGCAA
Molecule: messenger RNA, 6490 nt
Organism: Acanthopagrus latus (yellowfin seabream)
Lineage: Eukaryota; Metazoa; Chordata; Actinopteri; Spariformes; Sparidae
Gene: mbnl1
Product: muscleblind-like splicing regulator 1
Exons: 15
Coding region: 1468-2754 (428 amino acids)
Molecular function (GO): metal ion binding
Source: RefSeq, a predicted model, not a curated record